This is a messenger RNA of Stylonychia lemnae, 849 nucleotides long. The record is from the annotation of a GenBank genome assembly. NCBI's taxonomy places the organism in Eukaryota, Ciliophora, Spirotrichea, Sporadotrichida, Oxytrichidae.
AUGUAAAACGAGAAGUAAAAGGAAGACAUAAUCAGAGAUUUUACAUCAGGAGAAUUAGAGUAAAUGCUUAUCCAAUCGAAUAAGAACAACUAAAUAGAAGUUGUAAGCAUUCUGCUAUGUGGGCAGAGUUCUGUAGUUACUGGAAUGUACUAUACAAGUGGUAUUCUUACAAAGAUAGAAAAGGAAUGUCAGAGACUAUCUAAAAAUAGCUCCUAAAUGCUAAAACUAAUGAAGAUAAGUGUAGAUCAGAAUAAUGACUUAUCUUACUCUCAAGUUGAGAAUAUUUACACUUCUCCUAAAGAUUCUCAAUCUGAUAAAUCAUAGAUACUGACUCGAAUGAGAACUUCUGAUGAUAAAGUUCAAUCAAAUCCAUUCAAUUAUAAAACAUAGCAAAGCACAUAUGACUAACUGCAUAGUUCAUACAGCCAUUCUAACAACACUACUUCUUAAGGCAAAAAUUCAGUACUCUACUAAAGUAGCUAAGUGGCUUCUAAAUCCAAUUUAAUGCAAUCCAAGUCAGGCAAGAAAACCACUUCCACUGUGGAAAGAGACCUCUCCCUUAAGGAAAGCGAGAAGAAGAUCACACUACCUUCAAUUAAUAACAACCAUCUAAGUCAAGACUACUCUCGUGUGUCAAUUUAGUUGAACAAUGGAGUACCUACCAAUAAUAUAGGAGUUAAUAUUGAAAAUAGCGAGAAAAUGUCAAAGUACAGAACGCGGAUGUCAAAUGAGAAGUAUUUCAUUAAAAAGGUAAGGCAGCAGAGCCUACAAACUGAACAGAAAAAGUAGAGCUCUUUAAAAAUUGCCAAAAAUUAAGCCAAUACAAAGUUUGAAAGACUAGAAAUAUGA